GCUGGGUCCAGCUCAGUUCCUCUUUCUGACUGUAACUGCAUCAAUUGCCAACUAACAGGAUUCACUGGAAAAAGAUCUCAUCCUUAGAUCCCCAAAGAGACCAUCCAGACCAUUAUCACCAGGUUGUCCACCUUAUCCACGAAGUUGAACUUUUCUAAGCAAGCAAACACUUUUUGCACAAUGGAGCAGCAAUUUGAUUACUCAGGAGGUAAUGUGUCAAUCCAAGAUAUAUAUGAAUAUGAUAUAGGUAAUGCAUCAAUCCAAGAUAUAUAUGACUACUCUGAUAUUUGGGAAACAUACCACUGGAUAGGUCAGGAGACCUUAAUUGCUCCAAAUAUUUCUACAGUACAAGAAUUCCUUCCUUUUCCUAAUGAUCAACUGUUCGAUAAUUUAACACGAAAUCUUAUCGAUGGGUUCAUUGUCCUUAUUUGCAUUUUAGGCCUGGUGGGAAAUGGAAGGACCAUUUACCUCCUGGCCUUUUCCAUUAAGAGGAAUUCUUUCACCACUUUCAUUCUGAAUCUCUCCAUGGCUGAUUUUGGGGUCCUCGCAUCCCUCAUUAUGACAGAAAUAUUUGUGAUCGUCUUAACUCUGAAUCAAAGAACAUAUGUGGUUGAUACCUUUUUCUUGUUAUUUUUUGAGCUCUUUUUCUUCACCUAUUCUGCUAGCCAGUUUCUGCUGACGGCCAUCAGCCUGGACAGGUGUGUGGCGGUCCUCUUCCCACUCUGGCAUCGCUGCCAUCGUCCUCCAUAUCUGUCCAUCCUGGUUUGUGGCCUCAUCUGGAUCCUCUCCUUCCUGCUCUCUGCAGUGCACUUCAUUCUCCACCAGACCAAGACCUUUGGAAGUUCACCUUUCUUAUACCAGUUGAUUGUGAAUGGUUUACUUUGUACACCUCUCAUGGUUGUGUCCACUGUGACUCUCUGGAUUCACAUGAGGUCUAAAUCGCAACGCAGUCAAAGAAAGUUGCUCACCACCAUUUUUCUAGCUCUUCUUUUCUUCCUCCUCUUUUCUCUCCCAAUGAAUGUCUUUUAUGUCAUUCAUUAUUUUGAUACCUAUAAUCUCCUCCUCAUGACCAUGGGGAUAGGAUGCGCCUCUCUCAACAGCAGCAUCAACCCUCUCCUUUAUUUUUUCAUUGGGAGGAAGCAGAGAGGAAAGGACCAGCCCAGAGCAUCAUACAAGGUUGCUCUGCAAAGAGUCUUCAAGGAUGAGAAGGGCAGCCCAGAAGAGCAGCAAACCAUGAAGGAAGACCAGUUGUGAAGGGUCAUAAAUACUGCAUAUAAAAUAUUUGAAGAUACAGGAUUAUUUGGGACAUAAAAUAUGAUUUCCUUAAGAAUAUACAGAAUGGAUACAAUUUAUUGAGCAAAAUGCUUAAAAACAAAGAUAUGGAAGCAGGAAGUAUUGCUGUGUCUGUAUUUUACAAUCUGUAGCACUUGUUUACCGGAAAUGUUUUAGUUGAUAUAGUUCCUUUUUAUUUCUUAUUAUUACUGUUGGGAAUAAGUCUUACUGAAGGAAUUUUUAAAAAUGUGUAAUUUAUCUUACGCAUCUUUCUUUGUGACAUGCACAUUUAUAUAAAUAUGAUGGAGAUGAAAGAUAAGGGAAAAAUCUG
Molecule: messenger RNA, 1603 nt
Organism: Crotalus tigris (Tiger rattlesnake)
Lineage: Eukaryota; Metazoa; Chordata; Lepidosauria; Squamata; Viperidae
Product: proto-oncogene Mas-like
Exons: 4
Coding region: 181-1254 (357 amino acids)
Biological process (GO): G protein-coupled receptor signaling pathway
Cellular component (GO): membrane
Molecular function (GO): G protein-coupled receptor activity
Source: RefSeq, a predicted model, not a curated record